AUGGUAUUGGAUGGUUUCUCAUAUAUUCAAGAUCGUCAAACUGACACAAAAACUUAUUGGCGUUGUGAAAAUCAUAAAACUUGUAGUUGUCAUUUUCGUAUACAUGCAUGUAAUGAAUCUGUUACUCAAACACAUGUUAAAAUAUUAAAACAACAUGGUAAUCAUGCAGCGAGUUGCAAAAGAGAUUUAAUUAAAUUAUCAUUAAGAAAAUUUCAUGAAGAUAUUGCUGAUCGUGCAGAAAAUACUCAAGAAACAACCGAUAUUGUAUUAACACAAUGUAUGUCGAAAUUAUCUGAUUCAGCACGUAUACGAUUGCCACCAUUAGAUCAUAUUAAAAGAACAAUUUUACAACAUCGAAAAAAAAUUGAUUUGCCACAAGUACCAAAUGAUGUGGAUUUUCCUACUAUUCCUUCGGUUUUACAAUUAACGAAACGAAAUGAUAUGUUCUUACGUAUUGAUACAGGUCCAGGACCUGAUAGAAUACUUAUCUUUAGUAGCUCUGAACAACUUGAAAUCUUACAAACAUCAACUAAUUUUCUGAUGGACGGAACUUUUGAAAUAGUUCCAGAAAUAUUUUACCAGCUGUAUGUCAUUCAUGCUGUACAUCGUGAACAUGUUAUUCCUGUUGUAUUUUGUUUACUUCGACGAAAAAAUACGACGACAUAUCAAGAAAUGAUUAACAAAAUAUUAGAACUUGCACCAGCACGGAAUCCUGAAACUAUAAUGUUAGAUUUUGAAAAAGCUGUUUUAAACGUUCUUUCAAAUAGUUUUCCACACGUUUCUUUAUCUGGUUGCUAUUUUCACCUGAGACAAAGUAUCCAUCGACAAUUACAGACACAAGGUUUACAAAAGCAAUAUGAAGAAAAUAUUGAUUUUGCUAAUGGUAUACAUAAAAUCGCAGCACUGGCAUUUAUUCAUCCAGAUAAUGUUAUUAAUACAUUUACAGAUCUUAGUAUUCAUCUGGAUGAUACAUUUCAAACUAUAUUGGACUAUUUUGAAGAUAAUUACAUCGGUCGUUUUCGAGCAAAUGGAUCACGUACACGACCACUAUUUGCUAUUGAAUAUUGGAAUGUUUAUGAACGAACUAAAAAUCAACAGAUGCGAACUAACAAUUCAGCAGAGGCCUGGAACAGACGCAUCAAAGAAGAUUCGAAUAUUCAUACCAAGAUCGUUCGAGCCAAUGCUGGCGAACCAGUUAAUAAAAAAAAGAAGUAUCAAUAUCUUGAUCAACGAUUAUUUAAUCUUGUUUCUAAUCCUCAUCAAAACAAUAUUGAUCAAAUUAAUGCUAUAGCACAUAA
Molecule: messenger RNA, 1298 nt
Organism: Rotaria sp. Silwood2
Lineage: Eukaryota; Metazoa; Rotifera; Eurotatoria; Philodinida; Philodinidae
Source: the annotation of a GenBank genome assembly